AACCCUCCUGUCCUGGGACGCACGAAGAGCGCACUUGUUUGCGUUUUUUGUUAAAGCCCUAAUACCUUCACUGUGAAGGCUGGGCGCUGGGAAAGAGGAUCUGGCCCUCUUUGUGGCGGAGAGAAGAGGCUGAAAUCCCCCCCUCACAUAUGGCUCUUCGUUAGGACAGUUAUUUAUUCUGGAUCGUGGAAGGAGCGGCAAGUAAAUAAGAAGUCACCUGAAGUCUCAUUCACUUUGUGGGACCAAAAAUGGAGAUGCAAAGGUGGUCCACAAGGUGGAAGACGAAAAGUCUGUUUAUGGAUUCCACUAUAACUGCAUUCAUCACUUUAACACUGCUUCUGCAGGCUGCUAAUGUCAGAGCAGCAGAGCCAGUGGAUGUCCUAAAUGUGUUAGCGUUUCAUAAUUACCCUGAAGGAGUAUCAAAAACAACGGGAUUUUGUGCAAACCGAAGAGCGUCGAAGCCGGACUCAGCCUACAGAGUUUCCAAGCAGAUCCAGAUCAGUGCCCCCACCACACAGUUAUUCCCUGGUGGUGUAUUUCCUGAGGAUUUCUCCAUCCUGACCACAGUGCGCCCCAAGUCUGGCCUCCAGUCCUUCUUGCUGUCUAUUUACAACGAACAAGGAGUUCAGCAGCUAGGUGUGGAAGUGGGACGCUCACCUGUUUUCCUAUAUGAGGAUCAAACCGGCAAGCCAGCCCCGGAGGACUACCCCCUGUUCAACUCUCUCAACCUCGCUAAUGGAAAGUGGCACCGUGUGGCCAUCAGUGUUGAGAAGAAUACUGUCACCAUCAUUGUAGACUGUAAGAAGAAGAUCACUAAGCCUCUGCUAAGGAGUGACCGAGCCUCCAUCAGCACCGAUGGCAUCACUGUGUUUGGCACCAGGAUUCUGGAAGAGGAGGUUUUCGAGGGCGACAUCCAGCAGCUUCUGAUUGUUCCUGAUCCCAAAGCAGCGUACGACUACUGUGAACAUUACAGCCCAGACUGUGAAACUCCGCACAAGGAUUCACUUCAGGCACAGGAACCAGAGGAAGAGUACAUUACUGAUGAUUUAGAUUACAAUCAGUUGUAUGAUUACUCUGAAGAACCAACAGAAACCAUCCCAACUGAUGAUGAAUACCUGGGAUCAAAGCUUUUACAGAGAAACAAACGUAGUGUCCCCAUGAAAAAGAAGACAACCAGAAAGUCUCCCAGUAAAACUAAGUACCAGCCUUCAAAGUACUCGGCUGUGAAAAAAAGUUCAGUUAAAAUGUCUGUACCUAAGAAGAGGAUAUUUGACUACCAGGCCACAGCUCCUGCACGACCCAGAGGCAGUUCUAGGCUAAACAAUGUAGAUGGAGAUUACUAUACAUACACUGACUUCGGAAAUCUAGAUGAUACUCAAACUCAGUCCCCUGUUGCCACGAGCGGACCAAGCCAGGCUGUAAAGGAGGAUUUGGUUGGUGGGUACGUCACAGAGACCCCUUCUAUUGCUCCGGAGCCCGAAGCUGUAGUGGAAACAGUGGACAACCUGGACACUGGUGCAGAAGCUUAUGACUCUAAGGACUAUGACCUGACCGAUUAUGACUUGGGCAAGUUUGACAGCAAGUUGUAUGAUUAUGGAGCAUAUGAUGAGUAUGGGGUCCUCCCAUCUAAAUCCCCGCCAGCCUAUGAUGAGGAAGUGGGGCCUGGGGUUGCUGCUGAAACAGACUUUUCUGAAAGCACAGGUCCUGGUUCUGAGGCUGUCUUUGGACAGAAGGGUGAAAAAGGCGAGCCAGCUGUGAUUGAACCUGGUCUUCCUGGUCGUGCCGGUCUUCCUGGUGCUGAUGGCUUACCAGGACCACCAGGUACCAUGCUGAUGCUCCCAUUUCGCUUUGGUGGAGAUGGUGAGAAGGGUCCGGUGGUGUCGGCGCAAGAAGCCCAAGCACAGGCCAUCCUUUCCCAGGCCAGACUGGCUAUGAGGGGACCUCCGGGGCCAAUGGGCUUGACAGGAAGAUCUGGACCAGUGGGUCCACCUGGACAAGGUGGGUUGAAAGGUGAAAGUGGAGACCCUGGUCCUCAGGGGCCACGUGGCAUCCAAGGACCCCCAGGACAACCUGGCAAAAUUGGAAAAAGAGGUCGGGCUGGUGCAGAUGGUGCUCGAGGAAUGCCUGGAGAGCCAGGCUCUAAGGGUGACCGCGGCUUCGAUGGACUCCCUGGACUCCCUGGAGAAAAGGGUCACAGGGGGGAGCCGGGGCGAAUGGGACCACCAGGAGCCCCAGGAGAGGACGGACAGAGAGGCGAAGAUGGAGAGAUUGGUCCCAGAGGAUUGGCUGGAGAGAGUGGUCCCAGAGGUUUGCUCGGACCUCGUGGUCCUCCAGGACCUCCCGGAGUGCCAGGCGUUGCCGGAGUUGAUGGACCACCAGGUCCCAAAGGAAACAUGGGCCCACAAGGGGAACCAGGCCCACCCGGCCAGCAGGGGAUCCCUGGAACACAGGGGCUUCCUGGUCCUCAAGGUCCGAUCGGACCGCCUGGAGAAAAGGGACCUCAGGGCAGGUCAGGGCUUCCUGGAUUACCUGGAGCUGAUGGACCUCCUGGUCAUCCCGGUAAGGAGGGUCCACCUGGAGAAAAAGGUUCACAGGGUCCACUGGGUCCUCAAGGUCCUAUUGGUUAUCCUGGCCCUCGGGGUGUAAAGGGAGCUGAUGGGGUUCGUGGUCUAAAGGGAUCAAAAGGAGAGAAGGGUGAGGACGGUUUUCCAGGUUUUAAGGGAGACAUGGGAAUCAAAGGCGACCGGGGUGAAAUCGGUAUGCCUGGAGCCCGUGGAGAGGAUGGACCGGAGGGGCCGAAAGGCAGAGCUGGCCCAAACGGAGAAUCUGGACCACUUGGUCCAGCAGGAGAGAAGGGUAAACUUGGGGUCCCAGGAUUGCCAGGUUAUCCUGGACGACAAGGACCUAAGGGCUCCAGUGGAUUUCCCGGAUUCCCCGGAGCAAACGGCGAAAAAGGAGCAAGGGGCAUUGCUGGUAAACCUGGGCCUAGAGGACAAAGAGGUCCAACGGGUCCUCGGGGGGCUCGAGGAGCCAGGGGUCCAACAGGCAAACCUGGUCUCAAGGGCACAGCGGGAAACGACGGCCCCCCCGGCCCGCCUGGCGAGAGAGGACCUCAAGGACCUCAGGGUCCAGUGGGCUUUCCUGGACCAAAGGGCCCUCCUGGACCACCUGGAAAGGACGGGCUUCCUGGACACCCAGGACAGCGUGGAGAGACGGGUUUCCAAGGGAAAACUGGCCCACCUGGACCAGGAGGUGUUGUCGGGCCUCAGGGACCCACUGGUGAGACCGGUCCUGUUGGUGAGAGGGGACAUCCCGGGCCCCCAGGCCCACCUGGAGAGCAAGGUCUUCCUGGAGCUGCUGGCAAGGAGGGAGCCAAGGGUGAUCCUGGACCACAAGGCUCCUCUGGUAAAGACGGUCCCCCAGGCCUUCGCGGCUUCCCUGGAGAAAGAGGUCUACCUGGAGCAACGGGCCCGGCUGGUCUGAAGGGAGGAGAGGGGCCCCAGGGUCCACCUGGUCCUGUUGGUUCUCCUGGUGAAAGAGGUCAGGCUGGUCCAGCUGGCCCAAUUGGGUUGUCUGGUAGACCUGGUCCUCAGGGUCCUCCAGGUCCUGCUGGGGAGAAAGGAGCUCCUGGCGAGAAAGGACCUCAAGGUCCAGCUGGCCGUGAUGGUGUCCAAGGUCCUGUUGGUCUCCCUGGGCCCGCUGGACCCCAGGGCCCACCCGGAGAGGAUGGUGACAAGGGAGAGGCUGGAGAACCAGGACAAAAAGGAAGCAAGGGUGAUAAGGGAGAGCAGGGUCCUCCUGGACCAGCUGGAAUCCAAGGUCCUAUUGGGGCUCCUGGUCCUGCUGGAUCUGAUGGAGAGCCUGGUCCCAGAGGUCAACAGGGGAUGUUUGGACAGAAGGGAGAUGAGGGUUCAAGAGGUUUCCCUGGACCCCCUGGUCCCAUUGGUCUGCAGGGACUUCCUGGUCCUCCGGGCGAAAAGGGAGAAAAUGGCGAUGUUGGGCCCAUGGGUCCUCCUGGUCCUCCUGGUCCCAGAGGUCCUCAAGGCCCCAGUGGAGCUGAUGGUCCACAAGGUCCUCCAGGUGGUGUGGGCCCCGUAGGAUCAGUAGGAGAGAAGGGUGAACAAGGUGAGGCUGGAAACCCAGGACCACCCGGAGAGCCUGGAACUGGGGGACCUAAAGGUGAGAGAGGAGAAAAGGGAGAAGCAGGACCCCCUGGAGCUGCUGGACCUGCUGGCGCCAAAGGACCCCCUGGAGAUGAUGGUCCGAAGGGCAACCCUGGACCUGUUGGCUUCCCUGGAGACCCAGGCCCCCCUGGAGAGCCAGGUGUUGCUGGUACUGAUGGAGAACCAGGAGAGAAAGGAGAGGAUGGUGAGCCUGGUCAACCAGGACCCCCUGGUCCAUCAGGAGAGGCUGGCCCACCUGGUCCACCUGGCAAGAGAGGACCUCCUGGAGCUCUUGGAGCAGAGGGCAGGCAAGGAGAAAAGGGCGCUAAGGGUGAAGCAGGUGCUGAGGGUCCUGCUGGUAAAACGGGACCUGUUGGCCCCCAAGGACCUCCUGGGAAGCCAGGUCCAGAGGGUCUGCGCGGAAUCCCUGGCCCUGUUGGUGAACAAGGGCUGCCCGGUGCCCCAGGACAGGAUGGUCCACCAGGUCCGAUGGGACCUCCAGGUCUUCCAGGCUUGAAAGGUGAUCCUGGCUCGAAAGGUGAAAAGGGUCACCCAGGUUUGAUUGGUCUGAUUGGACCCCCUGGAGAGCAAGGAGAGAAAGGAGAUCGAGGUCUUCCCGGGCCCCAGGGUACUCCCGGAGGCAAGGGUGAUGCUGGUAUUAGUGGAGCUGCUGGUCCUCUAGGUCCUCCUGGUCCCCCUGGUCUACCUGGUCCUCAAGGUCCUAAGGGAGCUAAGGGUUCAAGUGGUCCUGCUGGUCCAAAGGGAGACACUGGUUCAAUUGGUCCCCCUGGUCCUCCUGGCCCCCCUGGUGAGGUUAUCCAGCCUCUACCCAUUCAGUCACCCAAGAAGACCAAGCGCUCCAGUGACACGCAGUCAGAUGCCACUGGCUUCUGGGAUUAUGGCCAAGGCAUGGAGGACAUCUUUGGCUCACUCAACAAUCUCAAACAGGACAUUGAACGGAUGAAAUACCCCAUGGGAACACAAAACAACCCAGCCAGAACAUGCAAAGACCUCCAACUGUGCCACCCUGAGUUCUCCGAUGGGGAGUACUGGAUCGAUCCAAACCAAGGCUGCUCUGGAGACUCUUUCAAAGUCUACUGUAACUUCACAGCUGGGGGUGAAACCUGCAUUUAUCCAGAUAAAAAAUCCAAUGGAGUCAGACUAUCCUCUUGGCCUAAGGAUGUUCCAGGUUCAUGGUUCAGUGAAUUUAAGCGCGGUAAAUUAUUUUCCUAUGUAGACGCUGAUGGAAACUCGAUCAACAUGGUGCAAAUGACCUUCCUCAAACUACUGACAGCCUCAGCCAGGCAAAACUUCACCUACAACUGCCACCAGUCUGUGGCAUGGCACGAUGCGUCCAGCGACAGCUACGAUAAGGCGCUGCGGUUCCUGGGCGCCAACGAUGAGGAGAUGUCUUACGACAACAAUCCUUACAUUCAGGCCAUCUCAGAUGGAUGUUCGACACGACAUGGCAAUGGAAAGACUGUAUUGGAGAUCAAUACUCCCAAAAUUGAUCAGGUUCCAAUCGUCGAUGUCAUGUUGACUGAUUUCGGAGACCCGAACCAGAAGUUUGGGUUUGAAGUAGGACCUGUCUGCUUUCUUGGAUAAACAAAAUUCAAACAAAAGACUUGAUGAGGACAGCGAAUAAAGUCAAGCCAGGACAUCCUGGGUGCCACCAAGCCCCCAUUUUAAGCCCCGCCCCCACCCUUUUCUAUGCCACAUGCAAGUUUUGAAUGAGAGUUGACGUAGCAAACAUGUCUUUCCAUGUAUGCUCGUGUAAUCCUGGAAAUGCGUGUUGCCCUCGUAGGGCCUGAACCACAUGACUAAAGCACGGUAGAAAAAAUGGGGAAGGACAUCAGAGCGAGUGGCUGACGAGAAGAGGUCGGAGGUGAACAACAGACGGGGUCUGGUGACAUGAGGUGAAACAGAUCUCUUCACUGAAUUCUCCAGGUGCUGUGAUGAAAAUAACAACAAUGGUGCUGAUCAAAAAAAAAAAACACAAAAAGUAUAUAGUGGUGCUAAGAAAGAAGGUGUAUUUUGAUAAUUAUAAAAAAAUGUAAUUAUUAUUUUGUACAAUACUGUUAUUUCUAAAUCCACUUUCAAAACUUGCAUGUGUAUCAGAACCUGCUUUGGGCUCAAAUGUAUACAGAGUAAGUUAAAUCCAUCAUUACUUCUGGUUUUUGUCAUUUUUUCUCUACAUUCCGUGUAUUUGUCAUGAAGCAAAUAAAAACAAGCAUUUAAAUAAUGUUCUAUUCCAAAUUAAACUGCAUGCCCCGUUGUAUAUACUGUCUGUCCAAAGCUUAAGGUUUCUUGCUGUUUCACUCUUGUGACUGAAGGUGAAACAAUUGCAUCUUACACAUCAGCACAAAUAGGGCAACAUCUCCCACUAAUGUUGUGAUCCUGUGCUCCUAGAAGGCAAUUACGUCCUCGUUUUUAUCUUUAUUUAAUUAUAUUUGUUGUUUUUGUUUCUUUCGGUUUCACUUUUUAUGACUGGCUUUUGCUUCGGUUGUAUACCUCAGAGUUUCUCAAUAACCUUUAAAAAAGCAAGGAUUCUAUUCCCUGUAUAUACCCUGAUUUAA
This is a messenger RNA of Cyprinodon variegatus (sheepshead minnow), 6739 nucleotides long. RefSeq names its product collagen, type XI, alpha 1 (gene col11a1a). Gene Ontology annotation, molecular function: extracellular matrix structural constituent. Lineage: Eukaryota; Metazoa; Chordata; Actinopteri; Cyprinodontiformes; Cyprinodontidae. The record is from RefSeq and is a predicted model, not a curated record. Bases 249 to 5768 code for a protein of 1839 amino acids. The transcript is spliced from 66 exons.